This is a messenger RNA of Rotaria sp. Silwood1, 303 nucleotides long. NCBI's taxonomy places the organism in Eukaryota, Metazoa, Rotifera, Eurotatoria, Philodinida, Philodinidae. The record is from the annotation of a GenBank genome assembly.
AUGGGAAAUGCAUCAACAACAGAACGACAAGUUUUUAUGGUUCAACGAGUAUACGAAUCGACAUCUAGGAUCGGUUCAGCUUUCGCAGGAUCACGUGCACAUCCUGAAUUUUCAGAGGAGAACGGCAUGCAACUAUUGGAAGGUGUUAGCAAUUAUAAUAAUCUUCGCUUUCGAUUAACAUAUAAUCUUAUUGGUCACUAUAAAAAAUUAGGUAACGAUUGUAGUGCCAAACAAGAUGCGAAAGCAGCUAAAGAUAUGGCUACAAAGGCACGUGAACUUUGCAAUAUUCUUGCUGAAUUAUAA